AUGGCUACUAAGCAAUACAAAGCAACAAGAGAAUUCAGAUUAAACUCUUCCCAGAGUAUCGAGUGAUCUCAGGAGAAGACCCUUUGCCAAGAUAAGUUCUGUAGCAUUUCUGAAAGUGUCUCAAGAAGUAUUUAUUCAGUUACUCAAGAGAAUGAAAAGAGAACCUCUUCGAAAGAAUGUUCAAAUGACGACAUCAGUCUAUUGGUGAAUCAGUGCUCUACACAAGCGGUGGCUUCAGGAGAUGAGGGGUUUCACUCCCUUGCAUUUAUUAAUAAGAAAUUGAAUGAAGAAAACAAGACCUGUCUUACUCAUGCCAACUCUUUGCAAUGCAAUAGCCUUAUUGGAGAAGACUCCAGCAAGCAUGCAGGUGGUGGUUUUAGUGACAAGACACUUCAGAAACAAGGAAAUAGCAGUCAGGACUACGUACAGGCAAUCUUUGGCCAGCAAUUUGCAGAUUACCUAUCAAGAUAUGCCCUUGAAGUGCAUGCUUUGAUUUCAGAUUAUUAUUCCUCCACUUCCGAGAUGAUUUGUUUAGGAAACUAUAAGCAGUUGUCUUUGCCAAAUACAAGUCUAGAGGAAUUGGUGGUGAAACUGCGAGAACGAGUUAUAGAUGACUCUCAGAGCGACAUUUUCUCAUUCUCUCUCACCCGGUCCAGCUUUGCUAGUACUCUAAGGUUAGUAUUUGAAAAGGUUACUGGGAAGCCCCUCAUCGUUGGCCAGAAUGAAACUAUAUGCAUGUGGUUAUAGACUUGGAGAAUGAAGAGGACAGAGAGUUCCUGACUGCUGUUGGGGAUAUCAAAUUCCCUACUAUUGAUACUAUCAUUAUUGAUAAUUUUUACGAGGGUGAUGAAGAGCUUGAAACAUUCCUUUCACAAAGUAUUUCAAGUGUUAAUAACCUCAUCUUGAGGGCUGAUGGCUACUGCGUAGACUUCCAUGAUUACUGUGAAAAGCUGCAAGAGCUUGACUUUAUCAAAUGCCUGUAUCUCAAGGGAUUUUUGAUAGAUAGCGAAGAUCUUGAGCAAGUUCUCAAAUUUCCCGAUUUAGAAAAAGUUGUAUUUGAGUCUUGAAAAAUUGAAGUUGAUGAGCAUUUCUGCAUCUGUGAAGACAAUGAACUUGAAAAUCGAUUAGUUCUAAAGUCAUUGCACUUCAUCAGAGAUGAAAUGGAAGAGGAAGAUAUGAAAAGACUAGCAGAAUCUAUUAAACAGAGUUCUUGAGAGUAUUCUUUUGAAUCAAUCACAGUGCUAAACUGAGCUCUGAGUCAAGAGCAAAUAGACUCCAUCUUUAAUUAAUUUUAUAUUUGAAUAAUUGC
Molecule: messenger RNA, 1309 nt
Organism: Moneuplotes crassus
Lineage: Eukaryota; Ciliophora; Spirotrichea; Euplotida; Euplotidae
Source: the annotation of a GenBank genome assembly